AUGACGGCGCUGUGACCCUGCGGAACCAGGCGGACCGGCCAGGCAACGGCUGACGAUGUGCUAACGAGCUAGCUGGGAGCUAUCGCUGUCUACUGUGUGUGAGGGGGAGGUGAUUUAUGUAUGAUAUAGACCAAUAUCCAGUAUAUAUUGCAUUUUAUUUUAAGUUAGCCACCUACGUGAUUUAAUUAUGCCUAGCAAGAAGAAGAAAUACAACGCCAGAUUCCCUCCGGCACGGAUUAAGAAGAUCAUGCAGACAGAUGAAGAAAUAGGCAAAGUGGCUGCAGCAGUACCUGUUAUUAUUUCGAGAGCCCUGGAGCUUUUUUUGGAAUCCUUGCUUACAAAGGCCUGUCAAGUCACCCAGUCUAGGAAUGCAAAGACGAUGACAACAUCGCAUCUAAAGCAGUGUAUUGAGCUGGAGCAACAGUUUGAUUUCUUGAAAGACCUGGUUGCUACGGUACCGGACAUGCAGGGCGAGGGGGAUGAGAACCACACGGAGGGGGGAGGAGAAAAAGUACCACGCAGGGGUAGAAAACCAGGGUCUGGUCGUAAAAAUGGUGGAGCUGGCUCCAAAGGCAAGGACAAGAAGUUGUCUGGUACAGAGUCGGAGCAAGAGGAUGACUCUGAAGAGAGCGAGACCGAUGGGGACGAGGAGGAUGGCUCUCUGCAGACCGCAUCCAAGUUCUACAGCUCAAACGCGCCCCCCCAGUACAUGCAAAUGGGCAGCAUGGCUCCCGCACAGCCCCAGGGCGGUAUGGCCUUCGCACCGCCGCCCCCGGCCCCCGAGCCACACAAAAACGAGGACGAUGAGGACGACGACGAAGACUAUGACUCUUAGCUCCCUCCUCUUCCUCUUCCUGCCACACACACAGACACACGUACCCCUUACAACAUUAUUUUCAAUUUGCUAAGUUGUUGCGGCGGCUGCUCCUUGCAGAGGAGGGAAAGACUCUUCAUCACCCCCCCUGGAGGCAAAGAGACGCCAUCGCAGGACACACAAAACUGGUUGUACAUUGUGUUUAAAUUUUACUUCUUUUUUUUUAAAGAUUUUUUUUUUUAUUGUAGAAGAGAAUUAAAUGAGGAUGUUUUUUAACGAGUCAGUUGUUCAAUUUUGACUAUAAAAAAAAAAAGAGAAAAAUGGCAGUCACUCUUUUUGCAGUGAGCCCCCGCAGACCGGAUAGGUGUAGUUUGUGUUGCUUUGUAGCUUUUUUUUUCUUUUUCUUUUGGCACUUUUCUUUCUUCCCCAGUCCUCCGUUAUAGACUCACGAAAGGGAACAAACAAGUUGGAAAAGUCUCCUGUAAGUGGCAGAGCGGGCCGUGGGGCCGCGAGCCGGCCUCUGAUACUCACUCGCAGGCUGGGAGGAGUAGUGUGCCGUUGGCUGGAAGUAGUGCCGUUGGGAACGUGUACUUCCCGCCUUUGUCUGUCAUAUCAGCCCGGCUGUAACAUAAACAAGGAAGCAGGUGUAUUUUUACUGUAGGUUAGCUAAACCACAGCUUUCUGGAAUUGGUUUUCUAUUUUUAAUUCACGUUUUUAUCAAGAGAACUAUGAACCUCCACCACGACCACAGCCAUGAAGUCAACCAUAUCAGCGGUUUAAUCAUCUUUGUUUUGGGGGGGGGUUUUCUCACGCUGUCGGGGGUCAGUUGCUCCGGCAGUUGGGUCUUGUAUUUUUUUUUUCUUUACACGACUAUUAAAUUCCCCAUCAGAAGUAUACUGUGACUCUUGGACCAUAACUUUGUUUUUAAAGUUGUUUGUCUCCUUUUGUCCUCUCUCAUUUGUAUUCACGUCACCCAAAUUUAUCUUGAGCAUUUUUUCCUCCCCACCUCUUUUAGAUUGUUUUAAAUGUAUCCAAUGGGGAACGAGAUGGGGCUCCCAUUCACGCGUCAGUCUCAGUAUGAAAUGUUUCCGAAUACACAGUUGAAGUUGACACUGUAUUGUAAACUUUUAACAUUCUUUUUAUUUUGUAUGGGUGAAAUAAAGUUCAUAUUUCAAUUUAAAAAAAGCA
Molecule: messenger RNA, 2002 nt
Organism: Gasterosteus aculeatus aculeatus (three-spined stickleback)
Lineage: Eukaryota; Metazoa; Chordata; Actinopteri; Perciformes; Gasterosteidae
Gene: drap1
Product: DR1-associated protein 1 (negative cofactor 2 alpha)
Biological process (GO): transcription by RNA polymerase II
Cellular component (GO): nucleus; negative cofactor 2 complex
Molecular function (GO): core promoter sequence-specific DNA binding; protein heterodimerization activity; RNA polymerase II general transcription initiation factor activity
Source: RefSeq, a predicted model, not a curated record